Messenger RNA from Arctia plantaginis, 1554 nucleotides. The record is from the annotation of a GenBank genome assembly. Lineage: Eukaryota; Metazoa; Arthropoda; Insecta; Lepidoptera; Erebidae.
AUGGAUACUGAAAAACCAAAUAAUAAAAAAACCACCAAGCCGGUACCGAGGGUGAACAACCCAAGUGCCAGGCUAAACCACCAAUCGGCUGACCCCAGGGUGAACAACCCAAGGGUGAAACCGGCAAAUACACCAUUGGCUGCUGCUCAGGCAAACAACCCGACCGCAGCGCCAUCCACGACUCUGGCGACACCUCUGGUGUCUAACCAGAAUACGGAGCCAGUGUCGACCAUCGACCUCUCCUCUUUGAGGGCAGCAAUGCCCGUACCUGCGGGACCCGGCCUGGAAGAAACCGGCUGGAGCCUGGUAAGGACAAAGAAGAGAGCGUCGAAAAAACCAAACCCGUCCAAGAAGACCCGUAACGCCAACAGGGCGAAAGCCCGAGUGGAAAGGCAAGCACGGUGUCUGACCUCGGGUGGAAGUAAGCGGCUUGAAGUCGCUGAAGGGCCCGAAGGGGCCCACGUUGCCCCCGCCAGUGACGUGCUGCCCCGAGGCGAAGACGAAAGUCAAGCCACGGGGAAGUGUACUCCUGUGGGGGCGCCACCUGCCAAGACGCCUGUAGCGGCCAAAGUACCCUCUAGGCAGGGUCAACCUGGACAGGGUAAACGGGCGAGACGAGCGACACGUGGAGGGAAACCUUCAAGUGAUACAAAGCCCGUCAAAAGAACUCGCCCGGACGAGUCUCGCACUCCCCAGGGCAGUGGCAAGCGAUUCAAACCGCUGCCAAAGACCGGCUCCACGAGCUACUCCGACGCACUAAAGGCGAAUGACCUUUGCGUCGCGGUCAUGCUGGAGCCUUACCACGACCUCACCAAGGCACAGGCAGAGGACAUCGAGGGCCAGCUGCAGGGCGUGCUAGAUGAGGAGAUCUUCUCGCCCGGCACGUCAAGCGCACCCGUCGCUGCGCCACAGUUUAGGGGCAAGGCCUUCUACAGUGAGGGCGCCCUUAAGAUGUGGUGCAACGACGAAUAUGCCCGACAGUGGCUUCGCCGAUCCCUGGUGAGGAUCCCAUCACCACGUGAAGGCACCAAACUGGUCGUCAGGAGGCAGUCUGAGAUCCCGAAAAGGAUCAAGGCUGGACUCCUGGUACCACAAAUCGGACCAGAUGAUACACUGGUUCGUAUUCAAACGAGGCUAAAGUACCAGAAUAGCCAGUACAAUGUGGCCAACUGGGCCCUCUACCAUGCCGAGGCGCAGGAGGAAAAGAAAUGUCUCUUCCUAGUGCUCGGCAUCCCAGAAGAGGACGUCGUGAAGCUCAAGGCUAGCGAGCGUAGAGUAUACUACAAACUGGGUAACCUCUACGUCCGCUUCCUUGAUGAACGUCCCGCCCCACCAACUAACCCAAACGAGGAGCCAUUCGAGGGAGGAGGAGAAUCGGCCCUACAACACCCUAAGGACGGCAAUGGAGGGGAUCCUCUGAGACCCGUUGAGGAGACAGCCUGCCGGGGUCCACCUCCUAAGGAGUUGGAGGACCUACCGGUGGGCGAGAGUGACCUCGACGACAUAGAGGAUAUGCUGAACAGCGAUGAUGGCGCUGUCUGCACCCCCCCAUAA